Haliotis rufescens (red abalone) is the source of this 2398-nucleotide messenger RNA. Its product is annotated as Y+L amino acid transporter 2-like. The record is from RefSeq and is a predicted model, not a curated record. The coding region runs from base 505 to 2046 and encodes 513 amino acids. Gene Ontology annotation, biological process: amino acid transmembrane transport. NCBI's taxonomy places the organism in Eukaryota, Metazoa, Mollusca, Gastropoda, Lepetellida, Haliotidae. Gene Ontology annotation, molecular function: L-amino acid transmembrane transporter activity. The transcript is spliced from 12 exons. Gene Ontology annotation, cellular component: membrane.
UUCCGAUUUCAAUUCAACGCGGUUAAAUCUACAGGUAACCUAGCUCUACAUUGAAAAGACAGUAUGUUUAUCUCCUUAUUACAAACUACGAGUUUUUUUGCGAAUUUAUUUAUUAUUAUUAUAUUAUAGAUUUUCUAUCUACGCUGUGUGCACAUAAUAAUAGUUCAUGAAUACUAAUACGUUAUUCAUAUGCUACGAUACAAAUCUCUUGUUCAGUAGACAGGUAGACGCCAGGAGAUACUUCUCUACUCCCAUUUUAUAUCCAGAUAUAGAUUAUGCAGACAGAACAGGUAUUACUCCUGAUGCACUGAGUUCGGCGGGCAUUGAAGCGAGUGACCGCGCUGUAGCAUUCGGAAACACCAGUUCGUAACUGGCGGAAAUUACCGAUGGUAGCCGAACGCCUCUCGCUCGGAGUACACGUGGGUUAGACCCGGCAAUGAAUGUGAUGGGUUCGACAGAUACACAGUCGGUUGGAAACCAUCAGAAGUGAUACAGGACCUCAAGAUGCCUCCGAUAGGCAGUGGUCAGGAGGGCCAGCUUUUGGAUGCGGUGGACGACAAUAAACAACCAAACGGACAGUCGUCAACACCAGCAGGAGAUCAACCAAACACUGUUGUUGAGUUAAAAAAGAGGAUCACGUUGUGGAAUGGAGUGGCGAUCAUUGUCGGAUCUAUCAUAGGCUCGGGUAUAUUUGUCAGCCCUAAAGGUGUAUUGAAACAUACAGGAUCGGUCGGUUUGGCGUUGGUUGUCUGGUCAGGAUGUGGGGUGCUGUCGCUGAUUGGGGCAGUGUGUUACGCGGAGCUCGGAACAACUAUUGCAAGGUCCGGAGGAGACUAUGCCUACAUCCUGGAGGCGUUCGGACCAUUCUGUGCAUUCCUUCAACUCUGGGUAAAUUUAAUAAUUAUUCGACCUACAGCUCAAGCUAUUGUGGCCUUGACCUUUGCAAAUUAUGCACUUCAACCCUUCUUCGUUGACUGUGUUGCGCCCGACACUGCAGUUCGUCUGUUGGCAGCAUUGUGCAUUAGUAUUCUGACGUUUGUGAACAUGGCCAGUGUGAAGGCUGCCACUCGGAUCCAGGACUUGUUCACAAUAGCCAAGCUUCUCGCCCUAGUCAUCAUCACCAUCGCUGGCAUCGUCAUGAUGAGCCUAGGUGAAACUGAGCACCUAGCCACAGGCCUUGAAGGGUCGUCUGACAGUGUCGGGGAUAUAUCGUUAGCUUUCUACUCCGGUCUCUUUGCUUAUGCUGGAUGGAAUUUCCUCAACUUUGUUACAGAGGAAAUGAUAGAUCCUUUUAAAAACCUUCCCCGAGCCAUCUACAUAUCCAUCCCUAUAGUAACGGUUGUCUACGUGAUGGCCAACGUGGCAUACUUCGCAGUCAUUUCACCAGCAGAUAUCUUAUUAUCAAAUGCCGUAGCUGUGACAUUCGGAGAUCGCCUGUUUGGUGUUAUGGCCUGGAUCAUGCCUGUGUUUGUGGCACUCUCCACAUUUGGAGGUGUGAAUGGACUACUCUUCACUUCAGGAAGAAUGUUUUUUGUGGGUGCUCGUGAGGGGCAUUUACCAGACUUCCUAGCUAUGAUCAACGUGAAUCGUUUCACGCCGCUACCUGCAAUGUUUUUUACGGGUUCUAUGUCAAUCCUGAUGCUGGUGUCCAGUGACGUGUACGCCCUCAUCAAUUACCUCAGCUUCGUCCAGUGGCUGUCAGUCGGGGCAUCCAUCCUAGGGAUGUUGUAUCUGAGAAAAACUAAACCAAACCUGCCCAGACCUAUUAAGUUUCCCAUUUUCAUACCAGUUAUAUUUUUGGUGGCUGUGGUCUUCUUGCUGAUCGUGCCACUUUAUGCAGCGCCUCGGGACACAGGGAUGGGAGUCCUUAUUGUGUGCUCGGGAAUUCCUGUCUAUAUAAUCGGCGUCAAGUGGAAGAGUAAACCCAAGUCUUUCAACACUUUUGUUCAAAAAAUUACCAAACUUGCUCAGAAGCUGUUUCUUGUGGUAUCAGAAGAGAAGGAAAUCGACGACACAGACACGGAGAAAAUUGAGCAUGUAGAGUAACGCGUCAGUUGUCAUUGUCACUGUUUAUAGUACAGCCUAUAUUGAUGCUCAGUGUUAAUGAAUUGUCUAGCAUUGUCUAGUUGUAAGCACGUUCAGUAUCAGAUUCUGUUUAUCCAGGGUACAUAAUCUAUCUGAGACUUAGUUUUUAGUUGUGAUAAUGAAGGUUAAGAAAAUAAGUUUGCUGUUUGUUCAACCUGAACAUUUAGAACAAGAAAGUCAACAGUUUGAACUAUCAGAAAUACCGUAUUUUCUUGAGUAUAGUGCGCACCCAUGUAUAAUGCGCACCCCCCUCUAGCGGGGUCAAUAUUUUGGAAAAAAAGAAAUUUGAAUAUUAUGCGCAGAAAAAUAUUAC